This is a messenger RNA of Clonostachys rhizophaga, 1395 nucleotides long. The record is from the annotation of a GenBank genome assembly. Lineage: Eukaryota; Fungi; Ascomycota; Sordariomycetes; Hypocreales; Bionectriaceae.
AUGGCGAGCAAUUCUGUGAAUCAGGUAGUAUCCUCUCGAUUCGAGGAUGUUGAGAACGCGAGCCAUACGCUGAGCUCAUUAGAACGGAACGACUCAGCCAAAAAGGUCCCCUCUCACACUCGGAUCCGGGAGGUUCACACCGAUAGCGACCAAGAUGCAACGACCCCAGAUGAGAUUCUCCCCGGAGACGCCAUCCCCCCUCCCCCAGAUGGCGGCCUCCACGCCUGGCUCCAAGUCGCCAUGGGCUGGGUAGCCAUCUUCACCACCUGGGGCUACAUCAACUCCUUUGGGAGCUUCCAGGUCUACUACACAUCCACCCUGCCCGAGUCCGCCUCGGCCAUCUCCUGGAUCGGCUCCAUCCAGACAUGGCUCACCUACUUCAUCGGCGCCUUCUCCGGCCGCCUGCUCGACGCCGGCUUCUUCCUCCCGACGUUCGUCAUCGGCGCCCUCCUCCAGCUCCUCGGGAUCUUCCUUAUGGCCGUCUCGAAGAGCUACUGGCACCUCAUGCUUACCCAGGGAGUCCUGACCGGUCUCGGCGGAGGCAUCUUCUUCACGCCCUCUCUCGCCCUCGUGGCCACCUACUUUAGCAAGAAACGAGGCCUGGCCAUGGGCAUCGCGACCACCGGAAACUCAGCGGGGGGUAUAAUCUACCCCCUCGUCGUCCGCCAGCUGCUCCCCAAGGUGGGCUUCAAGUGGACGGCCCUGACGCUCGGCUUCAUCAACAUGGCUGGCCUCCUGCUAGUCAUCAGCUUCAUGCGUCCCAGACUACCGCCCAGGAGAUCCGGCCCCAUCAUCGACUGGACCGCCUUCACGGAACCCAUCUACGUAACCUACGUCUUCGGCGUCUUCUUCUUCAUCUGGACCGUCUUCUACACCAUGUACUACGUCGCAUCCUUUGGGAAGCAGGUAAUAGACCUCUCCCAGGCCGACGCCACCCUCCUCGUGACGAUAAUCAACGGCGCGGGCUUCCCCACCCGCGUCCUCGUCCCCAUCCUCGCCGACCGCUUCGGCGUCCUCAACGUCGUCACCCUCUCGGCCGCCGGCGUCGCCUGCGUAGCCUUCUCCUGGCUCGCCGUCCGCGACGUGCCCGGCAUCUACGCCUUCACCGUCACGUACGGCCUCGUCAACGGCGGGUACCAGUCCCUCAUCAGCACGGGCAUCGCGGCCAUCACGAAGCGGCUCGACAUGGUGGGGACGCGGAUGGGCAUGUGCUUCAGCGUCGCUUCCAUUGCCGGGUUGACGGGACCGCCGCUGGGGGGGCUGAUACAACAGGCGGCGGGGGGUGAGUGGCGCUGGGCGACUGUGUGGGCUGCCGUGGCUGCUCUGUGUUGCUGUGUGAUGCAUGUUGUGGCGAGGGGGCUGCGUGGGGAGUGGAAGCUCAAAGUGAGGUGUUAG